AUGGCAUCGCUCCAUAUUCACUCCACAUUGUUAUACACAGCCGGAACCAUAUGGCCUCCGAUUUGUAUCGGGAUCGUCGUGGCUAGAAUUGCAACAAGGAAUGCUCAAAGAACGAAGCUUGGAUUUGAUGACUGGCUAAUUGUGCCUGCGCUGUUCCUCAUACUCGGUAUGGCAGCUACAAUACUUGCUGGAACAGCACAACAUGCUUUGGGACACCCGACGCCAAUCCCAAUACCUGGAACGGAGUUGACAGCUACAAGUCCACAGCAGACUGUAACCAGAAAGGUUAUUAUAUUUCUUCCCUUCGGCAUUACUUCACCCACCGCGGCUCUAGCCUUCAUAAAAUUAAGCUGCAUAUUCUUCUACCAACGCGUCUUCAAAUUAGGUUCAAAUCGUUUCGUCAAUAUAUCAAUCUACGUCAUCAUUGGUCUCAUUAUUCUAUGGGGUCUUGGCUACUUUUUUAGUUUUCUAUUCGCGUGUGAAACACACUUCAAUUACUUCUGGACGAAUCUAGAGAACCAACUUAAAUGUACUGCGGACUUGACUAUGAUCCAACUCUCGCUGUCGAUCUCGGAUGUCAUUAUGGAUGUCAUCUUAUUGGUGUUCCCGAUUCCAUUGGUUUUAAGGCUGCAGAUGUCAGGUGCUAGUAAGCUUGCGGUAUUGGCAAUAUUUACCCUUGGUGCUCUUGCCAUUGCAGCUUCCAUAACACGUCUUGCUAUUAUCGUAGAGGAGCUAGAUAUUGAGUUCCAGGCCACCGCCGAUCAGGAUUUCGUAUCUACUGCCGGAGUUUAUUUCAUGUACAUCGAGGCAUGCUUUGGUCUAACAGCUGUUUGUCUGCCAUCGCUAUCAGGUGCAUUGAAAUUGAAGGGAGUACAAACCAUGAUGGAGGGAUUCUCAAUUGCCUUCUCAAAUCUUUCUCGGAGCUCUAUGAGGUCCAAUCGGUCCAGAAGCAAUCGUUCCAGAAGCAAUGAAUCUAGCGGGGACAAACACGAGAGACUCAAUUCGGUGCAUUCUCACUCAGUGCCGGCUUCGGAACGUCCUUCGCAUGCCGAUGCUACUGAUAUAGAGAUGAAUCCACUACCUAGAGAUCAGGAGAUCAAAGUGACGAAAAGGUUUGAUUUGGAUUCUGAACCUACAAAGCUAGUGGGAGCAUGA
Messenger RNA from Sclerotinia borealis F-4128, 1155 nucleotides. The record is from the annotation of a GenBank genome assembly. Lineage: Eukaryota; Fungi; Ascomycota; Leotiomycetes; Helotiales; Sclerotiniaceae.